This is a messenger RNA of Dibothriocephalus latus, 813 nucleotides long. The record is from the annotation of a GenBank genome assembly. NCBI's taxonomy places the organism in Eukaryota, Metazoa, Platyhelminthes, Cestoda, Diphyllobothriidea, Diphyllobothriidae.
AUGUCUCCGGAGGUUACUAACUACUGCAAUCAGGCUGUCCUUGCUGCGGACUGUGGAUUUGGCUUCAAGAUACCACCUUGGGACGAACUGUGGCGCUAUGGCGGGGAGUACCGCGCCGUGGCCAACAACUCGCACGGGUUUGCUGACUGUCGCACCUUCGUCCUGUUGGACACGGAACUGCGUCUCCGACCGGUGGACUCCAGCAAACCCGCCAUCGCCGGACGCUCCCAUGACCUCAAGUGUUACUUCAUAGGCAGUGGUAUUCCCAAGUUACAAUGGCUACGGAUCAAGAAGGACCAGCGGGUGGAGCGUGUUCCCGUGGAUCAUCGGCACCAACUGUUGGAAAACAAUCGUGUCCUCCGUAUCACCGAGGUGAAUAAGGAACAGGAUGAAGCCGACUAUCGCUGUAUCGCCACCCUCAUGGACAUGACUGACAACAUCACAAUCAGUCUCAAGGUCUCCCGAGCCCCACGGAUUCAAGAUCUGCCCGAAGUCCAGAGGGUUCAGGGUGGACGCCAAAGUCUGACCUACAGUUGCGCUGUCCAAAACUACGCUGAUAAACCCUGGUAUGCUUGGUGGCAGUUCCAGCCUGAAGGCACCAACGAAUACGCCGCUGACACUCACCAGACGAAACGCUGGGUUCUGCCUGACCCUCUAAAAGGCCAAGUCCCCAGCUUUGUCGAGGACAAACCCAACUCCGUAGUUCACGUACUGAUUGAGCCGUUGGAUAAACAGGAGCAUCAGGGUACCCUCACCUGCAAGAUCAUGAAUUCAGUCGGCUUCGAAGAGCGCUCCAUCCGGGUCACUUUCAUU